Anopheles funestus (African malaria mosquito) is the source of this 1418-nucleotide messenger RNA. Its product is annotated as general transcription factor II-I repeat domain-containing protein 2A-like. Lineage: Eukaryota; Metazoa; Arthropoda; Insecta; Diptera; Culicidae. The transcript has a single exon. The coding region runs from base 18 to 1067 and encodes 349 amino acids. The record is from RefSeq and is a predicted model, not a curated record.
UUGAUGAAGGAAAAAAUAUGAGUGGUGUGAAAAAAGGUUUGGUUGGACUAGUAAAGGAGGAGUGCAAAAAAAGAAAUGUUCCUCAGCCUAUGUUCAUCCACUGUAUGAUUCACCAGCAAGCGUUGUGCGCUAAAUAUUUAGAUAUUAGCUGUGUACUUCAUCCCGUAGUUAAGAUAGUGAAUUUCAUUCGAUCACACGGUCUGAAUCAUAGACAGUUUAGAAGCUUGUUGAAAGAUAAUGAAUCAGAUUAUCCAGAUAUGCCUUAUUACACAGCAGUACGAUGGCUAAGUUGUGGAAAGCUUUUAACAAGAAUGCUUGAAAUAAGAAAGGAUGUUACGGAGUUUUUAGAAACAAAGGGCAAACCAGAACCGUUGCUACGUGAUGAAAACUGGCUAUGGAAAUUGGCAUUUGCAGCAGACAUAACAACUCACUUGAAUUUACUGAAUCUUAAACUUCAAGGACGGGACAAUCUUAUUUCCGACUUGUACACUCAUAUUAAAGCAUUCAGACUUAAACUUACUUUAUUUUUAGAACAGCUACAGAUAGUAAACUUAACACAUUUUCCACAGUGUCAAAAAUUUAAAGGGCAAGCAAAGGAAGAAUUCCCAGUUGAUUAUGCAUUUGAUUUAAUAACCAACCUGCAAAAGCAGUUUAGUGAAAGGUUUUCUGAAGUAGACGAAAAGGCUUCAGAAAUUAGAAUUUUUCAAAAUCCAUUCGAAGCAGUUGUUUUGGAUUGUCCCAAUGAAUUGCAGUUGGAGUUCAUCGAAAUUCAAGCGAAUGAUAACCUGAAAGAUAAAUUCAAAGAAGGACUAAUUGAUUUAUACAAAUUUUUGCCGAAAAAAGAUUUUCCAAACAUGAGGGAUUUUGCAUGUAAGUACAUUUCACUGUUCGGAACAACAUAUUUGUGCGAACAAACAUUUUCACGAAUGAAAUACGUAAAGAAUAAUUUGAGAUCCAACUUAACGGACAAACACAUGGAAUCUAUACUGACGAUAGGAACGUCAAAUUUGAAACCCGAAUUAUCCGCAAUUACAGCCUCCAAGAAACAAUUCCAUCAUUCGCAUUAGUUUCAAAAGAUUAAAACAGUACAAAUUGAAUACAACUAAAAGAAAUCAAGACAAUGUGAAAUACAGUGGCAAUGUAAAAUAAAGAACUAUAAAGACAAAAAUAAAGAACAAAUAUUGUGAGUAUAAUUUGCAUUGAACCUAUUUUAUAAAAUUAUUUCAAUUCAGCUAUUUGAUUAUUCAAAUUAUAAUUAUUUUCUCAAACAACCACAUCCACAAACAACACCCUCUCCGCCCCCUCCCCUCACCAUCCAAAUUGAAUGCAAUACUAUUUUUGCAGAUGAUGGCCCUCAGCUGCGGCUAUUCCGCUCAAAGCGGCCCGCCAUCUAAAAAGUUUGGAGACCCCUGGUGUAG